UAUGAUUUAAAAAUUAAAUGGAUACAAAAGCCGGUUCUGUAUUUUAUACUACAUCGAACUUAACGUAUGCAACCCAGUUAACACAUCCAUUUGUUGAUGUUAUUUGACAGAUAGACAGUAGUUAAAACUUCUGUUCCAAUUUGUACACAACUCCUCCACCAUGGCCGGUGUAGUACCAAAAAAGAAUGCAUCUGGAAGAAAACAAUGGACAGUCCAUGGUGGACCUCGUAGCUCUUUGAAAAGGUUAAGAAAUCAAUUGGCAUCCGAUGGGUGCCCUGAAUCACAAGUAGUGUUAGCUAAACAACUGUUAGAUGAAGAUUGUGAGUUUGAAUCGGAGAAAAAAGAGAAUGCAAGAUUAGGAGUGUUUUGGUUAAUCAAAGCAUCCGAACAAGGUAACAUUGAGGCGACAAAAUUAUUACAAACAUGUCUGCAAACUGGAAAAGGUAUAACAGAACACAAUUAUAUGGAUGUAAAGUCCUGUAUAACUAUGACACAGGAUGAAAAAUUAGCUAGAAAAGCAGCUAGAGAAAUGUUUGUCAGUUUAUCAAAUGGCGGAGAUUACAUAACAUCGGAGCAGCUACAAAAGAAGAUGUUAGCCAUUGAUAGAGGAGAAGUAUUUCCGAAGAACCUCGAAGCCAGCAAGGAGAAUUACGAAUGCGAUGACGUAAACGGCGAACUGAUGAACCACUACGAUGAAAGCGAUUCGGACGAAGAAGAUUGGUCGCAGAGGUCCGACGUUAGCAACGAAAAGUUGACCGAGGACUGCAUAGUCUCAGCGGCUGUGCACUAUUCGCACGGCCAUCUCCCAUUGGUCAACAGGAUUUUAUCUUUGACGCACCCCAACCUGAACAGUUUGGAUCACGUACCGUUCAUACACUGGUCCGUUCUGCAUCCUUGGUUGGCCCUGAAAAUACUAUACUUUAAGUUGAUUCGGUUUCUGGGCCAAAAGACGCUUCCAUUUUUGUUCCCACUGGCCAAAAACGAAGUACAGUUGGUGAUACUAAUGGUUGCGUACUGUAUGCUGAGUUCGGAGAACGUUAUUUAUUUCUUCCCUUUGCUGAUUUACUACGGUUCUUUGAUGGUGAUGUUCUUUAGCACGUUUCAAAUGCUGCAGAACAAACGGGAGUUCGGGGAGUUCCGAUUGUGGUCGGGUUUGUUUAUUUGCUAUUCCGGGGGUUCCCUGAACGCCGAUCAGGCUGAAUACCAAUACAUACGCAACAAUUUGAAGCCCUACGGGAAUUUUUUUUUGAGUUUGCUGUUUAAUUUGUCGGUUUACCCUCUGAUUGUGGAACAGUGGAUACCGCAGUCGGAAUUAAGCGUAAUGGCGUUCUGUCUGACUUUUAUCACCCUGUUCGGUUUUAUGCCGCAUAAAAGAUCCAAAACUCUCUUUGACGGUUUGGUUUUGCUCAGUUUUGCCGUCUCGGUUUUGGCCAAAUAUCCCUACGACACUGAUCCUGUCGUAGCGCAGGGUUGGAGAUUUUUGGAGUUGGAGGUGCCGAAUUUCCCAUCGUACGUAAUCGGCAACGGCAUAGAAUUCUGCAUAAACUUCAAGCUAGUCUUAUACCUAUUCAUAGUGCUUUUGUUCGUUAAAAUAGCCUCGAGGCAGGACUGGAGGGGUACCUACAAAUCCCUCAUACCUCAUUGCGUGACCCUAUCGUGGCUGCAAAUAUUCAUAAUCUCAUCCCAAGGCGCCACAAUGUUCGGCAUAUUGCGGGGCACCCUGGCACUAUCAGGCGUCGUGUUAUUUUUACCUUUAGUCGGCCUAACCAGCAUUAUUCUACCUGUGAUCGCGGUUACCAAGUGCAUUUUCACCACUAAUUUUAUUUACAGUAUGUGUUUGUUCGUUAUUCUAAGCGUUGUCAGUUUUUCCGUGUGCUAUGUUUUGGCUAAAACCCAGUAUAAACAGUAUACAGCCAUCAUACAAGUUGUUAUGAUGAUUGUGGCGUUUUUCGCCCUAUUCAAUGUGUAUUUCCACGAUAGACCCGAUGAGUAUUAUUCGGAGAAAAAGGAAGUGCGGUACCUCCCCUGGGAAGUCUACCAAAGAUUUUGCUAUCAGCCUGUAUGGCGCGAAGAAAACGUCGCCAUACAACAGCUAAAUUGCGCCCAAUUAGAAAACUCGCAAGUCCACUGGAACGGUUUCAUAAACGAAAUAAAAAUAAAAACCAUCCAGAAUCCGUACAAAAAAAUCAUCGAUAAAUUCCCCAAAUCAUUCUCCGAUUAUUUGUAUUGCUUAUACGGCGAGGAAGUCACCGACGAUUGCCAAAUAGACUCCAUAAAAGACGAGUGCAAUAUAUUUUUCGACACAAUAAAGUCAGAAAAUAAAUGCACCCUCAAAAAAUUCAAUAAAUAUUCGUUCGAGUUGAACAUCCGCAUGCAAGCCGGUAUAUGGGCUAAAAACACCCAAGUGAAAGUCAUAGUCGAGGACUACUUCAAAAAUUUCACCCUCAAACUCAAACCAAACGACCACAUUUGGUUUAAAGGCAAAUUAUUCAAUAACGAAGUAUUAGGCGCCGAUGGCAUUUUAGGCGGAAAUCUACCAUUUAUUGACACACACGAAAUCGGUUGCUUGGAUUGCCAAAACAAAGACUUGUCCGAAUAUAAAAUAAACGAUGAAAGCAGCUUUAAAAUCAACAUUUUGUAUAUGAGUGUUAAGUUUUUGUUAAAUGUUUUACUGAAUCCAAUAAUCGUACUAAAAUAGAUUAUUUUGUACUGUUAUAAAAAAUAAAUGUAUUCUAA
Brassicogethes aeneus is the source of this 2736-nucleotide messenger RNA. NCBI's taxonomy places the organism in Eukaryota, Metazoa, Arthropoda, Insecta, Coleoptera, Nitidulidae. The record is from the annotation of a GenBank genome assembly.